This is a messenger RNA of Capsella rubella, 789 nucleotides long. RefSeq names its product WUSCHEL-related homeobox 7. The coding region runs from base 64 to 654 and encodes 196 amino acids. The record is from RefSeq and is a predicted model, not a curated record. Gene Ontology annotation, molecular function: DNA binding; DNA-binding transcription factor activity. Lineage: Eukaryota; Viridiplantae; Streptophyta; Magnoliopsida; Brassicales; Brassicaceae. The transcript is spliced from 2 exons. Gene Ontology annotation, biological process: plant organ development.
GCAUAUAAACAUAUUCAAAACCCUAAACGCAAACAUUUGAGAACUCUGUUCUUGAAUUUCAUAAUGUCUCCCGGAGGAUUGCCCACUAAAGCUAGAGGAUUAGGUCGUAGCAUUAACGGAGGAGGAGGAGGAGGAGGGACAGGGACGAAGUGUGGACGGUGGAAUCCUACGGUGGAGCAAGUGAAGCUUCUGACGGAUCUGUUCAAGGCAGGGAUGAGAACACCGAGCACCGACCAGAUUCAGAAGAUCUCUUCGGAGCUGAGUUUCUACGGUAAGAUCGAGAGCAAGAACGUGUUCUAUUGGUUCCAAAACCAUAAAGCUAGGGAGAGACAGAAGCGCCGCAAAAUCUCGUGCAUCGAUCAUCGUCGUGACACAGAUCUCUCUAGUCCUCCUCGUUACAGACCACCCCUUCAUGAACAACCUCCACCUAAAGAUAGCUUUGAAGUUUGUGUCGAAGAAGAAGAGAAAGCGAUAGAGACGUUGCAACUCUUCCCAUUAGCGAAGGUUGAGAGAGUGAGAGCAAACGUUACCGCUGCGACAACCCACAACGAAUACACACGAGAGCAAGCCUAUACGACGGCGUUUUCAACAUACUCAACUUGUGGAGCUGAGAUGGAACAUCCGCCGUUGGAUCUCCGAUUAAGCUUUCUCUGAAGGGUUUUCAUUUUGAUAUUAUUAACGACGACUCUAGUGGGUGGGGAAAGCAUAAAUUAAAGAAAUGAGGAUCAUAUCACAAUUAAUUUAGAACUAGCUAUAGAUUUUGGUCUAUAUGCAUGAGAUGAGACCCUA